Messenger RNA from Meloidogyne enterolobii, 876 nucleotides. The record is from the annotation of a GenBank genome assembly. NCBI's taxonomy places the organism in Eukaryota, Metazoa, Nematoda, Chromadorea, Rhabditida, Meloidogynidae.
AUGUAUGAAAUGAUGAAAUGUGUUGGCCACAAGUACUUGGUCGUCACAUUAAUGCCACUUAUUGACUUGGUAAUUUUUUAUUUUCUUUUUUCAUUUUUGUAUUUGAAGAUUUUUGCCGAAAGGAAAUCCUGCGAAAUUGAUCCAUCGAAGCUGAGACAAGGGGAAUCUCUUGAUCAAAACUUGGUAAGAUUUUUUCAGAGAAUCGAUAUAAUUAGAAUUUUGCAGCAUAACAUAACUGUCUAUGCAGAGUUCGCGUUUACCGGAGUUGUAGACUCGUCGCAGCGAUGUCCAUCCGCGUUACGCGAACUUUUUGCUGAGUUGAGGGAUGUUGUUGAACAAUUUUUCCCAGGCAGGGAUGAUGUUGGACGUUUAGCACUUUCUUCAUUCCUCAUUUUACGUUUCUUUGCAGCUGCAAUUCUAAAUCCAAAACUUUUUGCUUUGAAGAUGGCUACACCGGACGUAAAUGUUUCUCGUACAUUGGUUCUUGUCUCAAAGAUUCUUCAACGGGUUGCAAAUUGUGUUGUUUCUGCUAAUCCUCCAACAAUUAAAGAGCAAUGGUUGGCGCCUGUGAUGGAUCAUUUUUUGGAUGAAGCACACAAUAAAGCAAUGAUUGAUUUUUUAGACGAAAUCUCUACGUCAUUUACGGAGACUGAGGAGGGAGGAGGUGUUAAUACAAAUUCUCAAGAUGCUAUAGUUAACGAUGAAUCGGAUGCAUUUUCUUCAUCAACAAACAUAUCGUCGUCUCCUGUAAUGGAUAUUGAAAAGGAACUACAUAUUGUUUACAGCCAAAUUGCUGAUCAUUUAGAUACGCUUUGUAGUAUGGGUUGGUGCUGUCGAUAUGGAUGCUCUUGUUGUUCUGAUACGAUUGUCCAGUAA